Molecule: messenger RNA, 1245 nt
Organism: Candida albicans SC5314
Lineage: Eukaryota; Fungi; Ascomycota; Pichiomycetes; Serinales; Debaryomycetaceae
Exons: 1
Coding region: 1-1245 (414 amino acids)
Cellular component (GO): endoplasmic reticulum
Molecular function (GO): adenyl-nucleotide exchange factor activity
Source: RefSeq, a predicted model, not a curated record
AUGAAGUUUUCUGUUUUAGUAUUACUUGCCAGUUACUUAGUUGGUGUGAAUUCUCUGAUUGUUGAUACUUCAGAGGAAUUAAUUUGUCCAGAUCCAGAAAACCCUUUAGAUUGUUAUCCAAAAUUGUUUGUUCCAACAAACGAGUGGCAAACCAUUAAACCAGGUCAAGAUAUACCACCUGGGUUACACGUUAGAUUAAAUAUAGAUACGUUGGAAAAAGAGGCCAAGCUAAUGAGUGCUGACGAAAAAGACGAGCCAGUUCAAGAAGUAGUUGUUGGUGGCGAAUUGCAGGAUCAUUCGAGGGAAGCCAUCACUGAGAAUCUACAAAAGUUGCAUGAGCUGAAACAUCCUGAAGUAAAACAGGAGCACGCUCAUCGUACAAAGGUUAGCCAGGGAGAUUUGAGUAAUUUUGACGCAGCUUGUCUGGAAAUUGAGAGUUUCAAGCCACAUGAGAGUGAUGUGGAAAGGUUGCAUUUGGCACUAGAUACUUUAGAGGAAUUAAGUCAUGAUAUCGAAUUUGGGGUGAAAUUGACCUCAGACAAAGCCAUAUUUCAGAGUCUUGUCAACAUUGCCAAUGGUGCUUCUGAUCCAAAAAUAACCGAAAAGGUAUAUCGUGUAAUGGGGUCUAGUUUGAGAAAUAAUCCUGAAGCGAUUAGUAAUAUCUUGACCAACUUCGACAAGAGCUAUGUGGAUAAUUUGUUUGAGCAAUUAGCGAAUGAAAAUGAUGUUCUACAAAAGAGGAUUUUGGGUAUAAUUCAAGCUUUAGUCCAAAAUAGCCAUUUUGUAAGACAAUAUUUUUCAUUUGACCACAGUUCCGGGUUAAAUGAUUUAAUAGCGAUUUUUCCCAAACUUGGUCCAAACUCAAAGUCCAGGGCAAGUAACAUUUUAGAGGAUUUACAAUUGUUCCCAGUAACAAACGAUAGAAGAUCACUUGAAGAUCAAGAUCCUGAAUCACAGGUUUCAAAAUUUAUUCAGAAUUCCUUUGUUGGAAAUAAACUUGACGAGAAGAAUUUCAAGUCUUAUUUUGAUCAACUAGUAAAUUUGCAUCAGCUGAAUAAGAGUUUGCGACCAAGUGGUGACUUUCUCAAUUGGUUAGCUGAAGAAGUGGAGUCGCGUAAAGAGAAUAAAAAAAGAGACGAUUAUUCACAAGAAGACAAAGACUUUGAUGAGUACAUGUUGCGAGCACGUCAUGAAGUAUUUGGCAAUCCAAUGGGAUUAAGAAAGGCAAUUGCCGACGAGUUGUAG